Molecule: messenger RNA, 2143 nt
Organism: Arabidopsis arenosa
Lineage: Eukaryota; Viridiplantae; Streptophyta; Magnoliopsida; Brassicales; Brassicaceae
Source: the annotation of a GenBank genome assembly
CUCUGUUUUUUUUCAUUUCCUCUGUUUUGUUCUUGCUCUGUUUCAAUGGAGGAACUGAACUGGAUAAGAGGACCAAUCAUAGGACGAGGCUCAACAGCUACUGUCUCACUUGCAAUCACAAAUUCCGGUGACUUCUUCGCCGUUAAAUCCGCCGAGUUUUCUUCAUCGGCGUUUUUGCAGAGAGAACAAUCGAUUUUGUCGAAUUUGAGCUCUCCUUACAUAGUUAAGUACAUUGGUUUUAAUGUAACGACGGAGAACGACAUAUUGAUGUAUAAUCUCUUGAUGGAGUAUGUUUCCGGCGGGAGUAUUCACGAUUUGAUCAAGAAUUCCGGCGGGAAGUUACCGGAGCCGGUGAUUAGAUCCUACACGCGUCAGAUUUUGAAAGGUUUGAUGUAUCUUCAUGAUCAAGGUAUUGUUCAUUGCGAUUUAAAGAGUCAGAAUGUGAUGAUCGGAGGAGAGAUUGCAAAGAUCGUCGAUUUGGGCUGUGCUAAAACGGUGGAAGAGAAUGAGAAUUUGGAAUUUUCCGGUACACCGGCGUUUAUGUCGCCGGAAGUGGCACGUGGUGAAGAACAGAGUUUUCCAGCUGAUGUUUGGGCUUUGGGGUGUUUGGUGAUAGAGAUGGCUACAGGGUCAAGUCCUUGGCCGGAGUUAAACGACGUCGUUGCUGCGAUUUAUAAGAUUGGUUUCACCGGUGAGUCGCCGGAGAUUCCGGUUUGGUUAUCGGAUAAAGGUAAAGACUUUUUGAAGAAAUGUUUGAGAAAAGAUUCAAAACAGAGAUGGAGUGUUCAAGAAUUGCUUCAACAUCCGUUUCUUGAUGAUGAAGACGACGAAGAAGCUCGUAAUUGUCUGAAUUCUUCAUCUCCAAGUACUGUGUUGGAUCAAGGUUUUUGGGAUUUAUGUGAAACUUCGAGAAGUCGAUUCAUUAAAGAGGAUCACGAAGACCCAUUUGCAAAGUCUACAAAUUUCUUAUGGGGUGAUUCUUUACCAGGUGAUCGGAUCAAGAAACUCGCCGGAGAUGAGAAUUCCGGUGAACUAGAGUGGGAAACGAACGGUUGGAUUGAAGUAAGGGGAGAGAUAGAGAAACGUAACGAGGAAGAAGAUGAGAAUUGCGUUGAAGCAACGUCAUUGGAGGAGGAAGAAGAAGUGGGAGGAUUUGAGAAUUGGAUCUUGGAUCAACAAGACAGCUUGUUCUUGGAAUAUUCCCCUGAGGACAACAUUAAUUAUUUUUACUCUUAUAAUAACAUCUUUGAUGAAGCUUUAUCUAACCAACAAAACGUCGAUUGUCCAACCUUCAAGCUUCUCAUUGUUGGUGAUGGAGGCUCAGGAAAAACCACCUUUUUGAAGAGACAUCUGACUGGGGAAUUUGAGCAGAAUCAUGAACCUACUGUUGGUGUGGAUGUUUAUCCUUUAGAUUUCAUCACUAACCGCGGUAAGAUCCGUUUUGAAUGCUGGGAUACUGCUGGACAAGAGAAGUAUAGUGGUCUAAAGGAUGCAUACUACAUCCAUGGUCAAUGUGCGAUAAUCAUGUUUGAUGUCACAGCACGGAACACAUACAUGAACGUUGAUACAUGGUACCGUGAUCUCCGCAGGGUGUGCAAGAACAUUCCGAUUGUUCUGUGUGGUAACAAAGUUGAUGUGCCGAGUAGACAAAUCAAGCCGAAGCAUGUAUCGUUCCAUAGGAAGAAGGGUCUGCAGUACUAUGAGAUGUCUUCGAAGAACAAUUGCAAUUUUGAGAAACCCUUUUUGUAUCUUGCUAGAAGACUUGCUGGAGACGCAAAACUAUCCUUUGUGGAGUCACCAGCUCUUGCUCCACCAGAACCGUACAUUGAUGACAUUGAUGUUGAUUGUCUGCAACUGAUUGAAGCUGAGCUCGUAGAGGCGAGAACUCAGCCACUCCCUGAUGAGGAGGAUAUCGUUUGUAUUGAAAACCUUAUCGAUUGAGUAAUCGUUUAAUAUUUGAUUGUCGUUUUUAGCUUUGAGUCGUGUGUAAUAAAAGAAAUGCGUGGUUUAUGAGACAAAAUUAUCUACCUUUUUGGUGAUGAUUGAGUAAUGUUCAUGAGGAAUCUAAUGUUUUUACAUUUGUAAUUGCAUGGACAUGUAAGAAUGAGAUUGUGACUAUAUUUUAUAAAUGGUAUUUUUUUUU